AUGAGAUACGAUUUUGGUAACGAAUAUUAUAAACGGGAGGAAAUGCAAAAUAUUUAUCAUCAAAUUGGGGCAGAAGUUGAACAGGUUGGUUUGGUUUAUGAUUGUUUGAAAAAAAUGCGAGAAGAAGUUGGUAGCAUUAAAGAUUUUUUAGCCCAAGCUCACAAUUUACGGCAAGAAGUUGCUAAUUUAAAAGCUGCUGUAGCCGAUAACAAAAGAUUAGCAAAUAAAAUUGCUGCUGAUGCUGUCGCUAAUUUAAAAAUAUUAGAAAAUAGACUGGAUAAUUUUAAAUCUCAAAGCGCUAUCGGCAGUGAUAUUAACAAUUUAUCUAGCCGAAUCAGUAGUUUAGAAAGCAGAGUUAGUAGUUUGGGAAACGGUGGAGGAAGUAGCAACAGUGGAGGAGUUUCAGUGG
Ambispora gerdemannii is the source of this 409-nucleotide messenger RNA. Lineage: Eukaryota; Fungi; Glomeromycota; Glomeromycetes; Archaeosporales; Ambisporaceae. The record is from the annotation of a GenBank genome assembly.